AUGUCCAAACAAUUCAUUAAUAAUAAUAACACCCAAAUAGCAAUUACCAAUGAAGAGAUUGCCUCAUCAACGAAAGAUAGGAAUGAUAUCCUUACAACAACAACAAAAAUUGAACAACAACCUCCUUCAUCGUUCAAAGAAGUGAAACAAAAAGGAUGGUUCUACUGGUUUAAAGCCGAUGAUGAUCAUGAUUCGGAAGAUGAAGAUUUUGAUGACGACGAUACUGAAAACUUUUCGAAUAAAUUCAUUACCAAAGAUUGGUCCGAUAUGAAUCUAUUUGAAAAGACAUUAUCGAUAGGUGAAAAACUUGGCUAUCAUGUUGCCAACAUUCUCGGAAUAACAGAUUCAAAAUUCCAAGUUGAAAAGGUUGAAUAUCAAAGUGUAAGUAUUCUUCUAACAAUAUCUAACAAUAUAAAUUAA
This is a messenger RNA of Naegleria gruberi, 420 nucleotides long. RefSeq lists its product as uncharacterized. NCBI's taxonomy places the organism in Eukaryota, Heterolobosea, Eutetramitea, Acrasida, Naegleriidae. The record is from RefSeq and is a predicted model, not a curated record. The coding region runs from base 1 to 420 and encodes 139 amino acids. The transcript has a single exon.